This is a messenger RNA of Osmerus eperlanus (European smelt), 1102 nucleotides long. Its product is annotated as protein PML-like. Gene Ontology annotation, molecular function: 3'-5'-DNA exonuclease activity; nucleic acid binding. NCBI's taxonomy places the organism in Eukaryota, Metazoa, Chordata, Actinopteri, Osmeriformes, Osmeridae. The transcript is spliced from 3 exons. The record is from RefSeq and is a predicted model, not a curated record. Gene Ontology annotation, biological process: DNA catabolic process. Gene Ontology annotation, cellular component: cytoplasm. The coding region runs from base 128 to 760 and encodes 210 amino acids.
CAAAAAGAAAGUUAUUUUAGGUUUUGUUUGAAACAAAACGAAAGUUUACGUUUGUAGGCGUUGUUUACCAGAGUCAUAACGACAGAAUACUUAUUUCAUUUGAUAAUAGGUCCGUCUUGACGUCGUCAUGCAGUCGGCUAAUGGAGUAAUUUCAGGGGAUCAUACAAUUGUAUUCUUUGAUUUGGAGACUACUGGUCUAGACAUUGCAGCAUGUGACAUCGCCCAGCUGUCAGCCAUCAGUGGAGGGAGGAGCUUCAACAUGUACACUCUCCCUCGCUGCAGCUUCUCAGAUGGAGCGUCUAGAGUCAGCGGGCUCACCGUCCUCGACCACACUCUGCUUCUCCAUGGCCGACCAGUGGACACGCUGCCCCUCAGAGAGGCCCUCUCCUCCUUCAUCACCUUCCUCCGGUCCUUCCAUCGACCCCUGCUGACAGCCCACAACGCCAAACGCUUUGACUGCCCCAUCCUGGCCAGGGCUCUGGAGGAAUGCAGCCUGAGGCAGGAGUUCCUUCAGGUGGCGUCUGGUUUCCUGGAUACCUUACAGAUGAGCAGGGAUCUCACUCCCGGGCUGGAAAGGUACUCGCAGGUCUUCCUGGUUCAGUUUUUUCUCGAUAAGUCCUACGAGGCCCAUAAUGCAAUAGAGGAUGUCAAAGCCCUGCAGGAGUUGUUUCACACCUGGAGACCCAGUGAAGAGAUGGUGCUCAGGUUCAAGUUCCCCCUGCAGCAGGUGUUACAUACUCCUGAGAGAGUUAGACCCUGACAGGGGCGCAGGUUUGAUUUCAAAUGUGGGUAUGGACAGCUUUUUGGAUGCGGCCAUUAAAUGUAAUGUUCUUAAUAAACAGUGUAUGUAGUGUAUAUAAUGAAACCUAGAACCCUGGUCAUUGACUCGUGCACUUGGUUAGACUACAGGAGGUCAAAGUGAAACAGACCAAAUGCUUUUGUUCUGUUGUCAAACAAGGACUAACUAGUUUUCAAAAUGUAAUAUAGUUUUGUAUUAGAUAUUUUCUAAUUUGAACAGGAUUUGUAACACAAUUUGGUCAUGACACAUUGCUGUUCAAUCAUGUUGGCAUAUACAAAUGUACCUAAAUAAAAAACAAUAAUC